Molecule: messenger RNA, 1125 nt
Organism: Leptosia nina
Lineage: Eukaryota; Metazoa; Arthropoda; Insecta; Lepidoptera; Pieridae
Source: the annotation of a GenBank genome assembly
AUGAGAGGCUUGUCGAUAAGGCGCUAUGCUCGCGCGCAGCAUAAACUGUGCUGUGGCGAUUCCCUUGACUUCAAUUUGUUUGUUUUGAUCGAAGCUAACUCACGUUUUAUAGGUACCUAUCAAAAUGGCAAUGAAAGAAUAUCUCCAGUGGCUGCCUCCACCGCGGUCUUUGUUGGCGCUGCUACUGGCUGUGAUCGGAUUCAGUGGCAGAUUGUUUGCUGCCCACCCUUUAAGUACGAACGAGCUGAUGAAGGCGCUGGUCGUGAGGGCAGGCUAAGGAACACCUUUGGCUGGGCACGCAUUGAAGUUCUGGGCAGGCUUUCAGUUCACGUACUCUUUGCAUCCUUCUCCCUCGCUUUGGUCGUGAAUGCUCUGCAACUCGGCGUCCACUCUUCACACGUCCAGCCUCCACGAUACCCGAGGGUUUUACUGGGGACUGGUGUUAUUGGAUUACUACUGAAUGCCGUUAACUAUUUGUUAUUAGCAGGUCGCGAACUUAGUUACAGUAGAAGACUGAGUGUGACGGAAAGUGGCGGUGUCGUCCUUAAAUCUGGAUCAAAAGAGCCCGUUCUUGCUCAUGCGCCCAGUGACAUCGCUAGUAGCCUGUUUGUAAUGGGGGCUGGACUAACGUUGGAGUGGGAACCCGGCGUUGCUGGCGUUGCAGAUCCAGCGCUUUCAGCCGUUGCUGCUGUUCUCCUAGUCACUAUUAACUAUCCUUUUAUGAGAUCUGCUGGCCUGGUGCUUCUUCAGACAGUGCCUGAGGGUCUUGGAGCUUGUGAUCUGCGCACAGCGGCUCUCCAGGUCCCAGGUGUAUUGGCCAUUCACGAGCUCCAUGUGUGGCAGUUGCAUCAGGAUCGCCUUGUUGCAACAGCCCAUGUGUCAUACAACUCUGAAGAGGAUUUCAUGAAGAGUUCAAAUCUCGUUAGUGACGUAUUCAAGCGGCACGGAAUCAGCUUAGUUACUCUGCAGCCUGAGUUUUGUCUCGCCUCACUACAAGCAUCAAACGAUGAGAGGAAGCUCCUAAUAGAAUUAGCUAACGCGUCCUGUCCAUGCCCAUGCGCAAAAGAUUGCACGGCACCUCGGUGUUGCGCUGCUCCACGAAAAUGCUCUGUAACUAGGAUUUAA